Molecule: messenger RNA, 858 nt
Organism: Phialemonium atrogriseum
Lineage: Eukaryota; Fungi; Ascomycota; Sordariomycetes; Cephalothecales; Cephalothecaceae
Product: prion-inhibition and propagation-domain-containing protein
Exons: 1
Coding region: 1-858 (285 amino acids)
Source: RefSeq, a predicted model, not a curated record
AUGGCUGAGGUGGCCGGCCUCGUCACCGGCCUUGCCGGCCUCGUCAGCAACUGUGUCGACUGCCUUGAGUACAUCCGACUUGGCCGCAAUUUCGGACGUGACUACCAGACGUGCCAACUGAGGCUGGACGUUGCCAAGACACGCCUGGGAAGAUGGGGCGAGGGCAUCAAGGUCAAUCAGGAUUUUCCUUCCGUCACAGAGUCAUCGCCGUCGGGCGACCAGCGGUUCCAGCUUGCCCGAUCGAUCCUGGAACAAAUAAUGCUCCUUUUCGAGUCUACUCAGAAGACGUCUCAGCGAUACGAGAGUGUUGCAGAGCAGCGCGAUUUGGUGCUGUUCGACGAAGACGAGAUGAAACCCAUCUUCCGAGGCCUGCAUAACCGACUGAAGUCUCUUGCCCGCCGGAGGCAAAAGAACACAAGCUUGUGUAAGAAGACGGCGUGCGCGCUGUAUGAUGCGAAGAGCUUUGACAGGCUUCUGGACAACAUCACCGCCUUGGUUGAGGAGCUGGAAAAAUUAUUUCCGGUAGAUGUCGAUUGUCGCAGACUGGCCCAGUCUGAGAUCGAGGGUGUCGAGGACGAACAGAGCUUGACAGCAUUGCGAGAUGCGGCUGAUGGCGUUGACAAGACCUUGUCCGAGGCGGUUAGUCAGAAGAUUGCGACAAUUCCGGGAAGGAACUACGCCAAGGACGUCAAGACCGAAGACCGUGCGAGAGUUCAAGUGGGCCAUCAGUUCAAUGAGAUUCUGGGGCUUAUCGGUACAGAACAGACCACAAAUUCAGUAGAGACCGUGGUGGCCAAGGGCGAGUCUAGGAUACAGAUUGGGAGCAGGUUUGGUGGCCGGGGGAUCUUUGAUGAUUAA